Pocillopora damicornis (cauliflower coral) is the source of this 4251-nucleotide messenger RNA. RefSeq names its product netrin receptor UNC5B. The record is from RefSeq and is a predicted model, not a curated record. Gene Ontology annotation, biological process: netrin-activated signaling pathway. NCBI's taxonomy places the organism in Eukaryota, Metazoa, Cnidaria, Anthozoa, Scleractinia, Pocilloporidae. Gene Ontology annotation, molecular function: protein binding; netrin receptor activity. Gene Ontology annotation, cellular component: membrane.
UACAGUUUUUGUUAUACCAUGCAGAGAAGCUGCCUUUGAUGGGAAAUUUUUUCUUCGUAGUGUGACAUUGGCACUUCAAUAUUUCCUGACGAAAAGCUCUUCCGACAUCAGAAUUAUCGAUGAAAAGUUGUUUUGCAGUUUAAGACUCAUCUACAGAGUGGAACAAGCGGAUCUACGAAUAGUAACAUGGAGAGCCGCGUUGUUCUAGCGUGCAUGAUAUGUUUUGUCCUGUCUCAGUCCGCGUGUGGGUCAGACAUAGGGCUCGGAAGGGAAAGAUCACCAGGACUGCUAGAAGACGUCCCAAGUACAAAUGUGGUAAAACCUGAAUUUAUCACUGAACCAGAAGACCAGUUUGUCCUGCCAAACUCACCGUCAGUCAAUUUGUUGUGCGAGGCCAGAUUUGUGUUAGACUUAACUUUUCAUUGUAGUGGUGAUUUACUUCAAAGAGAAAUUCAUGAAAGUCAAACCGAGAACCCAGGGAAGUUGCUGAUUGUGGAAAUAACCAUAUCUCAGGACCUCUUCAAAAACAAUGCUACUGAUGCUGUCUGCACUUGUGUGGCUACUGGUGAUAAGGGUCAAGUAAUAAAAAGUCAACCUGCAGCCAUCAAAAAAGCUUAUCUGGACAAAAAUAUAGUGAUUUCACCGUCUGUUAACACAAGAGUACCAAAGAACACUCUGGUCACUUUGAAAUGCAAGCCUCCAGCAGGAGUUCCAAGACCAACGGUCUCCUGGUGGAAAGAUGGUCGUCUCUUGGAUUCAAGCAGCAGAGGAGUUCUGUUUGGAACUGAUCCUAACUUCCUUGAGGUCAUCAUAAGGAAAGCAAAAAUCUCACAUGGAGGGCAUUACACCUGUGAGGUGUCAAACCUUGCUGGAAGCCAAAAGAGUACUGCUAUCAAGUUAACUGUUUAUGUUGAUGGUGGUUGGUCUGAGUGGCAGGAGUUUUCACCUUGUAAUGCACCCAAAUGUGGAGCUGGGAGGAAGAUGUUAAAACGGUUGUGUUCAAAUCCUCCACCUCAAAAUGGUGGAGACCUCUGUGAAGGUUCCAAUAUCAAAUACGAGCCAUGUCAAGACUUCUCUCCAGGUACAUUGUGUCAUGGUCAUUUUGGUGUAGCUAUGAAUUUUUCCUCUUUUAUAGAUAUUAGUAUAACUUGUCCUGAUCCCAUCAACAUAUUUGUCAACCAAUCAGAUGUGAGAUUGUUGAAUAUCUCUUGGAAUAAGCCUGUUAUUCACAGUGCAGGGAAUGAUACAAAGUUCUCAGUAAAAGUUAUUCCUGAUUGGGCCCAGCCACCUGCUUUGUUUGAAGCAAAAAGUUCGGUGUAUGUCAUCAAGUAUUUAACACAGGAUAAGUGCGGAUACACAGCCAGUUGUUCCUUCAACAUUACAGUGUAUAAUAAUUCUGCCUUUGCGUGUGCAACCCCGAACUGCAAGGGAAACACUUUGGCUUCAAAAGCACCACCAGUCAUUAUUUCAACAGUCUUGGACUAUUACACAGGUUCAAAGAAUAUCACAGACGAAAAAGGGCAUGUUGUAUCUCGGUGUGCAUCCUAUGCAGAGAUUCCACCACUUAAUAGAAAGUUGACUGCUGCAUCUCCAACGGGCUCUGGAGCUUUUGACUUCCAAGGAGCAAGCGAAUAUCCAGCAGCAUCAGCAUUGCUCAAGGGGCGAGGGAAGACAAUGCAGGUUGAAGCUCACGUUAACGGUGAAGAAAGGGAAGAUACUUCUCGAAACUUCAAGAGGACAUAUUCGUCUGUUAGUAACAAAUCAACAGCGUCUGAAAUCUCACGAAUGAUGUGGAACAUCUCCAACAUUCCGGAAAACGCUGAUCCAAAAAUGGUCGCUUGUGGACUUGUGGAUCACAACGGAGGGAAAUUCACAAUAGGGAAUACUGGUGUGAGCCUAACCGUACCAACAGGAGCCAUCCCAGAGGGUCGCACUGAAGGAAUUUACAUCGCUAUUGUAAACAAAGAAAAAGAACACCCGCAAAUCACUGGCAAACAGUCACUGCUGAGUCCAGUGGUUAAAUGUGGUCCCACUGGUCUCAAAUUUCAGCGACCAGUGACAUUGAGUAUACCACACUGCGCGCUUCUUGAUAGAGGAGCAUGGAAACUCAAAGUGCAGUAUAAUGAAAGUGAACCCAGCACAAUUGCAGAUUGGAAGCAGCUGAUUGAUGUCAGCACUCAGGAUGGAACUGAGGACUCCCAUGUUUUAGUUGGACCCAAUACGGUCCAUUUGAUGGUAGAUCAUUUUACCCUCUUUGCUGUGAUUGGAGAGUCAACAGCCAAUCAGAAAGCCGAGCGAGAUUUGCAGGUUUUAGCUUACGUUACACCUCCAGAAGCCAACUCCGACUGUGUUGUGAGAGUUUAUUGCGUUGAAGGCACUCCAGCAGCAAUUGAGGAUGUACACAAUCAUGAAAUAAAGAAGUAUCGAGGUGAAACGAUUGAAUCUCCUCAACAACUUCGCUUCAAGGACGGCGGGGGAGAUCUUUUAGUCGAACUUACGGAUUGUCAAACGGGCUGGCAGCCCAGACUGAAAACAAAGAAAAUUCGUUUCCGAGACAUUUGGGAAGGCAUCCACCGCUUACCGAGUGCUACGUUUGUGUUCUCCUUGCGUGACACAACUGUGUCUGGAUUUAGUGCUCAAUUUGACGUGAGACAGGAUUGUGAAAAUGGUGACGAAAGAGAAGUCAAUGUUGUGACAACGGUCAAACGAGGACAUGAGGAAAGUACGGGACCAAGGAACGAUCAAAGGCAAUCAAACACCAGCCUCGCUGCAAGGUGCGAAGAUUCGGCAAACUUUCCUACAGGGGAAAGUUUUGCGUGCCUGAUGGAUCAUUCCACGGCAUUGUUGAAUGCAGGAUCAAUCGGUAAUCCUUGGCAUUAUCGACAGUCAGAAGUCGCUGGAACAUGUGGGGGUAUCCCUUCCUCGUCUCCCAUGUCUGCAAGGCAGAUGUCGUCUGGAUACUUUUCUGUUGGUUUCGAGUCACUGCAAACUGUGGGUUUGCUGAGUCGCGAAUUGCGGAGUAAACUUGCUCUCAUACUUGACCCCCCACUAGAGUCCGACUGGAAAGUUUUGGCAGAUAAGUUUGGCCUCACUCAUGAACACAUUAAGUGGAUUGAUAGUAGGAAAAAUCAUUCUCCUACAGAAAUCCUCUUUAACUAUUUGGAGACGAUUGAUGUACCACAAUAUCGAUUUUCUCUGCCAAAAUUAUCAGAAAUACUGCAGCAGAUUGGUCGGGACGAUGCCUUUGAGAUUGUUACCGCUGAAAUGUCAAAGAAGAAAGAAACAGAAGUUUGAUUCCCAGCUUUAGUAGAAAUGCCAUGGGAAGCAACAUUUUACACUAACAGAUCUUCAGGAGAAAGGCCUUUUAAGGCGUUUAAAGGUCUUUACGUUACAACCUUUUCUCGAAGUUGAAAUUCUUGGCAAAGGAUCUUAACAGUGCAGAAGGCUAAUGUUCUCUAAUAUGAGCUGAAUUUAUGUUCAUUCCUCUAAAGAAUGAUCAUUUUCGCUUUUUUAGCACUGAACAUUGGAAAUAAGUUCCCGUUGUUCCGUAUAUUAACUAGAUACAUAAUGGGAGAUGUUGAGUAGUCAUUUGAUGGCUUAAAUGUCAUUUUAUUGUUUGCAAAACAAUUUCUCAGACCAGAAAUCGUUCUUACGCUAUUUUCUAAGAUUUAUCAGGCUUUUUGAAACGAGUGUUUGACCUUCCGGACAAGAGCGUAUGAAAAGGCUUGCUAGGAUGACUUAUGUUUUUAUUUUCUGGUACAGUGACAUGAUUAACCACCUCUCCGGUCAUCAUCAGUGCUUGGCGAGGUAAAUAUGAGAAAAGACAGGUACUUUGGAAUCUAGGUUUGUCACUAACGUACCAAAUGCUGUAGUUUUAGCUUUCGCCAGGGGGCCUAGUUUUGAUGAUUUUCAUAGCUUUGGUAACGCUACAUUUACCUUAUACCAAAGAGAUCGAUGUAUUAUUUUAGUACUAUCUAUAUUUUUUAUUUUGUUGUUUUUGGACAUUCUUUUAUUUUUUAAUUUAAAAUAUUUAUAAUCUGAUCUCUGUGAAAAAAUUGGAAAUAAACUUAGAAAUAUAAACCAUGUACCCUUACGUAAUCUUCAAGAAUUUAUUGAACACGCUAACUCGUUCGUCGCCUGAGGUACAUUUACGUUCAGUAGUGUAAAUAUUGAGAUAAGUAAUUUCAAGGGAGUCUAGGCUAUGACUGUUUUAAGGGAAGGGACGAUAACAACGAAGAAUUUUGAAACGAG